GUGUGACGUCGUUCAGUGGGCGGGAUCGCCUAGCUGGGACGCGAGAGCGCGCGAGUCUCCGGCAGCAGAAUGAGAAGCAGAGGAGAGAAGCGUACGAACUUAACUCGAUUAUAUCUUUUUUACUCACCUGGAGGACACACAAACACAUAGGUGAGAAGCUCGGCUAAUGGAUGAAGAUGAUGAUGAUGUCUUCCGGAAGGGUCGACAGCGUUGGCCUUCCUCUCAUCAUCAGAUAAAGACAGCAGACGGGGGUCUUCAUUCAUCAGGGCUUCCCUCUGCAUCGUCCAACAACAUGCUGCCCUGCCGGAUACGUGAGGAGCACAGACGCCUUCUCUACGGUAAUCCAGGACUGUUACUGCUCGCACCGACCGUUCGCUCACAGCCUUUAGACGUCGCUCUACAAGAGAACCUGCAGGUGAUGGAUCCGCCCCCACCGCGCCCCGCACAGAGCAUCGAGACCCUCAUCGGACAGAAGCUCAGGCUGAUCGGAGAUCAGUUCUAUCAGGAACAUAUGACGCAUCAGAGAAACCAGAGGGUCCAGGAGGGGUUUUGGUGGCGUGUGCCGCUGACGAUCUAUACGCUUUUGUUCAGGAGAGAGGCGGGCGACAGGAGGGACGACAGACAGUGAGCACACCAUCCAGGUCCCAGUCUCACCACGGACAGGGACGUCUUAGCGCACUGGUUCAUAUUUAACACGGGUAUUGAGGGAAAAAAACAAAAAGACAUUGUCUCCGCAGGACGGGGACAGUUUUAUAUCGCAGUGUUUUUUCUCCUUGAAGAUGCCAUGUUGUUCUUGAGAUUCAAACAGGAAUAUUUUCAUAAGAAACGUGUUGAGGUAUUUUGUACAGUACACUGUUCAAGUUUAAUUUCGAUUGCACUUCCUUACAUGUAUGUUUGAAAUGAGUUCUGCGACUCUUGGGAGGAGCCUUACUGUCCCAGGGCGGGGCUUUUUAUUUAGAAACCUCCCAGAACAUCAAUCCACUGAGACCCAUUCUCACAAUCAAACGUUUGCACCUCAUUUUCAUCGUGUUUAUACUGUAUUACUUGUGAAUUUUGUUUUGUUUUUAUUGAUGAUGGGGUGAGAAAGCUCCAGAUGUUUGUCGAACAUUAUGAAGUCAGUGAUGGAUUCAUGUACUACUCUUAUUUGACUUGUUAUCUUCUCAUUUCAUAGCUUUUAUUUGACGUCUUGUCAUUGACAAUCAAAUGAAGUAUAUUAUCAGAAUAAUGAUCUCAGACAGGUGAAGGUGGAGAUAAAUCAGCCUCAGAAACAUACAACACAUUCAAGAUUAACAUUUUAGUUUUGACUCUCAUUCAGGUACUAAAAUCCAUUCAAUUCAGUUUGAUAUAAACUCAUGUUUCUAUAUCACAUUACUACCUACAGUAAGAAUAACAACCAGUGUUUACAGUAAUGCAUACAGUAACCAUAUCAACAUCUGAUAUAGGGCUGCAUAACAACUAAUCAUUUGCAAAAUAAAAGUUUUUGUUUAGAAUCUCAUAUAUAUGUGUAUGUACUGUGCAUUAUAAUGAUGUUUAUAUAACUACACACAUGCAUGUAUAUAUAUGAUCUAAACAAAAGCUUUUAUUCUGCAAACGAUUAGUAGUCCUAGUUUGAUAUUCUAGUCAUGGACACUUCAGUCGCUUGCGUGUGUUUUUAUAUCAUGUUAAGUGUCUGUGAGCAAUACUGUGUAAAUCUGAAUGAGUUCAUUCUCAUGACACUUGAACGAUUUCACUAUUAGUUUAUGUGUAUUUUGUUUAAUAUCUGUCAGGUGAUCGGUUCAAUCAAUGGAGAUUUUUUGAAGUAUAUGACCACUAGUUUUUUGUACAUGAGGACGACGUGUGUUCUUUUGGAGGUUUACUGUCAUUCUUAUAUGUGAAUACACUGAUGCUUUUCUCAAUCAUCUUUCAUAUUGUGCUGUUUUCAUCUUGAAGGAGUGACACAGGUUUAUUUGAUUCUGGAAUCAUGAAAGGAUUUUAUUCUCAGAUUGUUUUUGUUUCGAGAUGUGAGCAGAAUGAAGAAUCUUUUAUUUCUUUUUUUUUGGAAGAGAUUAAUUCUUAUAAAAGUCCUCAUUAUUCAUGAAAGCGUCAAAUGGUUGUUCAGUCAUUGGAUGAAUUUCAUAACAAGAUGUAAAUAACUGUAUAAGUUUCCAUCCCAAAUAUCUGAUACAGCUUACAUGAAGAAAACAAAGCCUGUUUUCAAUACCAUUAAGAUUUUAUAACAUGAAUUUAAUGGUUUCACAGACAAGGUUUAAGGCUAUAGUCCUAGACUAAAACACAUGUUUCAACUGAACGUACAGAUCUUACAUUAUACCAGCACCAUUGAUUUGUCUCAAGAUACACACCAGUAUCAUCUUUUAAGCAUUAAAGUUGAUUAAAAAUGCUUAAUUUAACUAAAGGCCUUAACUAAGAUUUAGCUCAUUUGUCUGUGAAAGCAGGUCAUAGUCUUCAGCUUUAUAUUUUAUUCUAAAACAGUGCGAGUUGUGUGUUUUUCUUUCUUUCUGUGUUUUGUGUUAGCUCUGUUGGUACAUCAGUAUGGUACAGCAUCAGAUCAGAGAUCUUCAUCAUUGAUGAUGUGAGAGAGAAAUGUUUGUUUCCUGCAGAUUGAGAACGCUGAGCCAGUGUCGGUCUCUCUCUCACUUCUUUUUAUUGAUAGUUUCUUUCUUUUAUUUAUUUGCUUUUCUGUGCAAUUGUGUUUUUAUUGAUGUUGUGAUGCUUUGUUGGUGUAGCAGCAUCCGAAUCUCUUCAGCUUUUCUUCUCUCAGAUUAAAGUGCCAACAGAUGAGGCAGAAUCGUAUCACCUCGCCUUUACUGUAAUGUGUCUGAAUGUUUUACUUGGUUUGUGAAUCUUAUUGACAAUUCAUCUUUUCAUGGCUCCUAACAUACUGUAGGAUUCAUCUCUAGGGGAAAAAAUACAUUAUUUCUAUUUGUGGGAACAUUUGACCUGGACAUGUUUUCAUGUGUGUAAGAGAAACUAAUGGUGACUUAUACUUCUGCCAACUCUUUAUUAUCUGAAGAUCGGAGUUAAAAAAGACUAAUUUACAGUAAGUUUAGUUAACUGGAGGAUUUGAAGAUAGCUGUGAUGGAUCAUUCCUGCUGUGAUGGAUUUUCUAUGAAGUGCUUUAUCUCUGUGUUGUAUUUGUUAUUUUUUUACAUGCACUGGAAAGUUAUUUGUGUUUGAUUUAAUUUCAAGAUCAUUUUUUUUGUACCCGUGUUGUACACACAUCACAUCCCAUCAUGGCUUUCUUAUGAAGGUCUUAUAUCAGGAAUGUGUUUUUGUCUUUGUACUAUUUUUUUGCCAUCUGACAAUGUAUUUGAUUGAAAGGAUUACAAGCACACUGCCGUGCCCAGUAUUAAUCAGAUUUGUGUUCAAAUGAUCUUAACAGUGUCUUUAAAUGCAGUUUUCUUAUCGUCUGGACUCGUAGUUUUUGAUUUGUAAAAAUGUUUUUUUUUUACUGAAAGUUGUGUCUUUUUUAAGGCAGAUAUUUAUAAAUGAUGUCAUAAUAUGAUGAAGGGCUUUUAAUCCACAUACUCUAUGAGAUGCAUCAAACUGAAAGUUAUCUUGAUGUGUUUUUAUUUAGGCCUGUAUGACAUCACCACAAAACAACAUUAUUAUCAUUCAGUUUCAUUCCAUCAGAAAUCUAAUGUUUAUAAAUCUGAUCCAUUGACUAUAGAGUAAGAGAUGAUGAGACCCAGCACAGAUGUAGCAUUUCUCUAAACAUUGACUGGACCGUGCACUCCUCCUCACGCUCUUCUUCUUUCUCUUUUUAAUGCAGUAUCAACGUUAUAUAGAUUUGUUAAAUAGUGCAAUAUGCUGUAUAUAAGAGCUUUGCUCUAAAACAACACUUUUCUGAAUUGUUUUGUUUUAUUGGUACAUCUUUUUCAAUAAAAUCUCUCUGAAUAAAAA
This is a messenger RNA of Misgurnus anguillicaudatus (oriental weatherfish), 3900 nucleotides long. It is a transcript of the gene bmf1, whose product is annotated as BCL2 modifying factor 1. The record is from RefSeq and is a predicted model, not a curated record. Gene Ontology annotation, cellular component: myosin complex. Gene Ontology annotation, biological process: negative regulation of autophagy; apoptotic process; positive regulation of apoptotic process. Lineage: Eukaryota; Metazoa; Chordata; Actinopteri; Cypriniformes; Cobitidae.